UCGUCGAGUGCGUUUGCUGAGUGAGGUUUUCGGCUGCCGUUACCGUUAACGUCGAAUUUCUAACAAUUAUUAUUUGUAUUAUUAGUUAUUCGCCAACACUUAGUGGCUUCUUCAGCUGCGGCUUCUCAUCGUUGGGCGUUGAAGCGGUGCAUGUGCGUGUGUGCGAUAUGCAAUCAGUGCAAUAAGCAAACAACAACAACAUACAAUUUUUCUGUUUUUAGAACUCGCCCACCUGGCGUAUGAGUAACCAGCCACUACAGUGUGUGUGUGUUAAUAAGUGCCAAGAACAGUAUUUGCCAAACUCGUUAAUUCCGAUAAUUUCGCGUAACAAUAUUAAAAGUUAAGAAAAUUAAACACUAAAAAUAUAUAUGCAACAAUAAAAAAAGUAAUAAAAAGCGCAAAAUCAACAGCAACAAAAACAAAAAAACGGAAGCAGCAAUUCCAAGUCAUAAGUGAACAUAAAAAUAUACACAAAAGCAUCAUGGUGUCACGCCGCAAGAUUCUUUCACGUUCUAGAGAUGAUCUGAAUUUGGAUCAGACUUUUAGUCCACAGGAAGAGGAGGAGGAUGUGUGGUAUCAAAAGGAGAAACUCUAUAAGGAGCACAUACAAGAAGUUUUGGACAAAUGGACACAAAUCGAUGAUGAGAUUUGGGCCAAAGUGAUUGUUUUCGAACGCAAUCGACGCGUAGCGAAAGCAUAUGCACGUGCGCCAGUGCUCACCAUAAAUGGCUCAGAUGAUGGCUUCGAUGGCAUGCGCAUCGGCUUAUGCGGUUUUGAUAAUCCAAUGCGCGAUCAGAAGACCGAGGAAUAUAAGCGGCACAUCGGGCAGGGUGUCAAAAUCAAAAUGGAUGACGCUGGCAAUAUACUCGUUCGCCGCUAUGCCAAAAGCAAUGUUUACGUUAAGAGCACAGCGAGCGCUCCCAACGAGGAGACAUCCAUUGGUGCCGACAUACUCAAAUUGCCAAACCAAGCAUUGGAAAGUGAAAAAAUAGUCAAAUUAUUCGAUAUGAAAAAAUUCCAAUCGAAUGUAAAUCGUGAACUUCGUCGUGCUUAUCCCGAUCGUCGACGCCUGGAGACGCAAUGUCUGUCCGUUGUGGCUUUUGUCAAAUCGGAGAACGAUAUAUUGGACUGUCCCGUUUGGGUGCUCAUUGUCAAUGUGGUCGCAAUGGAUAUGCUAAAGAGCAAAUUGCCACCAGUGCAACGCCCCAUAGUGGACAUUAAGAAUCGCCCUAGGAUCCCCAUACCCGACGAGGAUCCGUACAGCGUGGCCGGCAAUGGCAGCGGCGGCAGUUCGGGCAGCUCUGGUUUCGGUGCUGGCAGCAGCCAUCAUUCACAACAACAACAGCAGCAGCAGGUCGCCGCCGCCAGUAUGGGCAUGCACACCAUGAACGGCGCUGGUAUGAAUGGUGGCACCGCAGUCGCCGGACAUGUGGCCGCCACACGUGAACAGUUGCUAUUGCAGACACAACAAUUGGCUCAUAAACGCAGCGAGAAACCGCCGAAAUUGCCGCCACGCGAUAAUAUUUACUCGCAUGACAUUAUACCCAAGCCCGAUUACGAUGACAUCGAGGUGGACACCAGAAUCAAAUUAUCACGUGGCAAAUCAGACAAAGGCAAAGACAACAAAAAAUAUGAUGAUCCUUACUAUUGUGGCUUGCGCGCACGUGUACCGAACUUCGUGAAGACCUCCAAGUCCAGCAAGGAGCACAAGGAGCACGUCACCAAUGGGACACUGGUCAAUGGCAACGCUGGCCACACGAAUGGCAACAGCAACGGCAGCAACAUGAACACACUCAGCCAGAAGAAGAACUCCAUGAUCCACAUGUCGAUGACGGCGCCCAAUUUGCACGCGAUGCAUGUGGCAGCACCACAGCCGCCGCCACACAUGCAUCCACACCACAUUCAGCAGCAGCAGCUGAUGGCUGCCGCUGCAGCACACGCCGUGCAUCAUCAACAGCAUCACGUGCCGCAGCAUCCGAUGUGGCAGACGCGCAGCUUCGAGAGCGGCAUAGAUGCCGAUUUAGUUGAAUCACCAUACAAUCACAUCUAUGGACGCUUGCCGCUGCCAACUCGUGGCUACGUGCCCACACCGCGCACCAUGUACAUUGGCGAAUGGGAUUGAUAAGCAAGCGGAGAGCGGAAAUUCGAAGCACAACAUUAAUAAUAAAUACAUAUAGCCAUAUACAUAUGUAUAUAUAUGUAUUAUAUGUCUAUGACUUUGCUCUGUAUACUCAAAAAAGUACUUCAUAUAUAUAUAUUUCGAUUUGGGUGUACAUAUAUGCUUAUGCGCACGUUUAUUAUGCAACACAGUGAACAUAAGAAAGAAUAUAUGCAUAAUUUGUAUGCAACAUUUAUUAACUAAUUGUAAGCUUAUAUAUGUUUAUGUAACUGAGUAGCAAUGUCUAAGAGUAUAUAUACAAAACACAUACAUAUAAAAGAAUGUUAUUGUAGAGCACGUAAAACCGCAAUAUUAAGUUGAAAAUGUGGAAAAUUUAGCAGAAAAAUAAUUAGUAUUUACUAUAAAGAAAAAUAAUAUACCGACGUAAAUAUAGAAAUAUAUAAAGAUAUAGCAAUGACAACAAUUCUAAUAUAUAUUUUAUUAAGCUCGUAUUUAGUUUCCCGUUUUUCUUUUUUAGCAAGAAAUUAUACCCUCAUUAUUAUUAUUGUUUUUGUAAUGAUAUGCAAAAAUAUAUAGCAACGCUUAAGGUCAAACAUAUCUGUGCAAAUUUGACAAAGCAACCUAACUCGACUUAGUAUUUUUAUGCUCACAGGCUGCAAACGGAAAUAUUUUUUGAAACUUUUCAACUAUUUAACCAAGAAAAUCGCUUGUUUGGCGUAACUUUUUCUCAAGUAAUUAAAUUUAAUUUUUAUUAAUUAUUUUUAUUUUUUGUAAUUUUAAAUUUUUCUCAAAUUAUUUAAUUUUAAUUUCUUAUAUUUGUUUCUCUUUAAUUUUUAAAAAUCCAUUUAAUUUUCUUAAAAAUAUCAAUUUAAAUGUACUUAAAGCAAAACCGGUCAAAGUCACUUCUGUUGUUUUGUUAAAAUUUCACAACUAUGUAAGUACAGUUAACUAAGAAUAUUGGUUCAUUAUAUGUGUGCUCAUAAUUUCACUUAAUUGUUUUUUUUUUAAUUAUUUAUAUUUACACAAGUAACCGGCAAGUUAAUUAUACGCUACCGCAACAGUCAAAAGUUUGGAGUAAAGCCGCUUUAGAAACCGUUAUAUAUGUACAUAUAUAUGUGCAUAGAAAAUCGCAGAAUUUCAGAGCAAAUCCAAUAGGAUUUCAUAUAAAAUCAGUCAAAGCCGCUGCCAAUGUCGAUUAAUCGGUGGGACAGCAUAUUUUUCUACUAACAGAAAUGUUGCGUAUACGCACUGUGAAACUGACGGACUUAAGUACUUCAAAAGUAAUUUAAUAUUAUUUUUUUUGAUUUUUUGAUUUAAAAAUAAUAA
Messenger RNA from Bactrocera neohumeralis, 3445 nucleotides. RefSeq lists its product as uncharacterized. Bases 482 to 2122 code for a protein of 546 amino acids. The record is from RefSeq and is a predicted model, not a curated record. Gene Ontology annotation, biological process: regulation of DNA-templated transcription. The transcript is spliced from 11 exons. Lineage: Eukaryota; Metazoa; Arthropoda; Insecta; Diptera; Tephritidae. Gene Ontology annotation, molecular function: protein binding.